Rattus rattus (black rat) is the source of this 3460-nucleotide messenger RNA. It is a transcript of the gene Dsg1, whose product is annotated as desmoglein 1. NCBI's taxonomy places the organism in Eukaryota, Metazoa, Chordata, Mammalia, Rodentia, Muridae. Gene Ontology annotation, biological process: homophilic cell-cell adhesion. Gene Ontology annotation, molecular function: calcium ion binding; gamma-catenin binding. Bases 1 to 3114 code for a protein of 1037 amino acids. The transcript has 16 exons. The record is from RefSeq and is a predicted model, not a curated record. Gene Ontology annotation, cellular component: plasma membrane; desmosome.
AUGGACUGGCACUCCUUCAGGAGAGCUGCCCUGCUGCUCGCUUUCCUGGUGGUGCUUGAAGUUAACAGCGAAUUUCAAAUCCAGGUAAGAGAUCAUAACGCCAAAAAUGGUACCGUCAAGUGGCAUUCCAUCAGAAGGCAGAAACGAGAAUGGAUCAAGUUCGCUGCAGCCUGUCGGGAAGGAGAAGACAACUCAAAAAGAAACCCAAUUGCCAAAAUUCAUUCAGACUGUGCUGCAAACCAACCGGUAACAUACCGCAUCUCCGGAGUAGGAAUUGACCAACCACCUUAUGGAAUCUUCAUUAUUAAUCAGAAGACUGGCGAAAUCAAUAUAACAUCCAUCGUUGAUCGUGAAGUCACCCCCUUUUUCAUUAUCUACUGCCGAGCACUGAAUGCACAAGGUCAAGAUUUGGAGAAUCCACUAGAGCUUAGAGUCAGGGUGAUGGAUAUAAAUGACAACCCUCCUGUGUUUUCAAUGACUACGUUUCUAGGACAAAUCGAAGAAAACUCUAACGCAAACACACUGGUAAUGAAGCUCAACGCUACCGACGCUGACGAGCCCAAUAACUUAAACUCACUGAUAGCCUUCAAGAUCAUAAGACAAGAGCCUUCUGAAGCACCAAUGUUCAUCAUCAACAGAAAAACUGGAGAAAUCAGAACGAUGAAUAAUUUUCUAGACAGAGAGCAAUACAGCCAGUAUUCUCUUGUGGUGAGAGGCUCAGACCGUGACGGUGGGGCAGACGGCAUGUCUGCCGAAUGCGAGUGCAGCAUCAGCAUCCUGGAUGUCAAUGACAACAUUCCGUACUUGGAGCAGUCAUCUUAUGACAUCCAAAUUGAAGAAAACGCACUGCACUCCAAUCUACAGCAGUUCAGAGUCAUUGAUUUGGACGAAGAAUACUCGGACAACUGGAAGGCAGUCAUUUUCUUUGUCACUGGGAAUGAGGGAAAUUGGUUUGAAAUAGAAAUGAAUGAAAGAACAAAUGUAGGAAUUCUGAAGGUUGUCAAGCCCCUAGAUUAUGAAGCCAUGCAGAAACUACAGCUUAGUAUUGGUGUUCGAAAUGUAGCUGAAUUCCACCAGUCAAUUAUUUCUCAAUAUAGACUCACAGUGACUAUGAUCACUGUGAAGGUAUUGAAUGUCAUCGAGGGCUCCGUGUUCCGACCAGGUUCAAAGACAUUUGUGGUAAACAGUAGAAUGGACGCAAAUUAUAGAGUGGGGGAGUUCACAGCUACAGACCUGGACACGGGUACGACCUCCACCAAUGUUAGAUACGUAAUGGGAAACAACCCAGAGGGCCUGCUGGCUAUUGACUCAAGAACAGGCAUAAUAACUUUAAGAAACAGAGUUACCAUGGAACAAUACCAAAGGCUUAAUAAGAGAUAUGAAGGAACAAUUCUAUCAAUAGAUGAUUCCCUUCAGAGGACCUGCACUGGAACAAUCAUCAUUGAACUUGAUGGCACUGGCUGGGAAACAGGUGGUGGUGGCGGUGGCAGUAGUGGUGGCGGUGGCGAUGGUGGUGGCCAAGUGACUAAUGGAUAUAAAGACACUUCCACUGAGGAACCGCAACGCAGCACAUUACCAAGGGAUAUUGACAAUACUGACACUUUCCAAGCCUACGAAGACAACGUUCACUUUGGUCCUGCCGGCAUCGGUCUGCUCAUCAUGGGGUUCCUAGUCUUAGGAUUGGUCCCAUUCUUGUUGAUCUGCUGUGAUUGUGGAGGAGCCCCUGGUGGUGGAGCUGGAUUCGAACCUGUUCCAGAAUGUUCUGAUGGAGCAAUUCACACAUGGGCCGUAGAAGGGCCACAGCCUGAACCCCAUGAUGGUAUAACCACCAUCUGUGUGCCACAAAUGCCACCUGGUAAUGCCAAUAUUAUAGAAUGUAUUGACAACUCAGGAGUUUAUACAAAUGAAUAUUGUGGCAGAGAAAUGCAAGAUCUGGGAGGAGGAGAAAGAACUACAGGAUUUGAACUGGUGGAUGGAGUUAAAACAUCAGCUGCACCUGAGAUAUGCCAAGAAUACUCAGGAACAUUAAGAAGAAAUUCAAUGAGAGAAUGUAGAGAUGGGGGCCUCAAUAUGAAUUUCAUGGAAAGUUACUUCUGCCAGAAGGCCUAUGCGUACGCAGAUGAAGAUGAAGGACGUCCUUCCAAUGACUGUUUGCUCAUCUAUGACAUCGAAGGCGCGGGCUCCCCUGCAGGCUCUGUGGGCUGCUGCAGUUUCAUCGGAGAAGAUCUAGAUGAAAGCUUCCUGGAUACCUUGGGGCCCAAGUUUAAGAAGUUGGCCGAUAUCAGCCUAGGAAAAGAAAUAGACUCAUACCCAGAUCCCGAUCCUUCUUGGCCUCCUCAGAGCACUGAACUGAUUUGCCCCCAGCGUACAGAGCCCCUUGCUAGUGGACACCCACCCAUCUCCCCACAUUUUGGCACUACCACAGUAAUUUCUGAGAACACCUACCCCUCUGGCCCUGGCGUACAGCAUCCUAUGCAAAUUCCUGAUCCUCUGGGCUAUGGUAAUGUCACUGUGAGGGAGUCCUAUACCACCUCUGGCACUCUGAAACCCUCUGUCCACUUUCAUGAUAACCGACAGGCUUCAAAUGUGGUGGUGACAGAGAGGGUGGUGGGCCCCAUCUCUGGUGCUGAUUUGCAUGGGAUGUUAGAGAUACCCGACUUGAGAGAUGGAUCAAAUGUUAUAGUGACAGAAAGGGUAAUAGCACCAGGCUCAAGUCUACCCACCUCCCUAACCAUUCCUAACCCUCUAGAGACCUCAAAUGUAGUUGUGACAGAAAGAGUGAUCCAACCAACUUCUGGCAUGAUCGGCAACCUGAGCAUGCCCCCUGAGUUAUCAAGUGCCCACAACGUGAUUGUGACAGAGAGAGUGGUUUCUGGUGCCGGUGUAAGUGGAGUUACAGGCACCGCUGGGAUAGGUGGGGUUGGAGGCAUAGGCACCAUGGGUGCUGGUGGAGUAGGUGAUGGUGGCACCGGGAUGAGCAUGGGAGGGACAGCCACCAUUGGCCACAUGAGGAGUUCCUCUGACCAUCACUUUAGCCAGGCAGUUGGAUCUGCCUCCCCUAGCAUGGCUCGAAGUCGAAUCACAAAGUACAGUACAGUGCAAUAUACCAAGUAGUCAUGAUCCCAGAAUACAGUUCACCACCAUCUCUGUGAUUUACAUCCAACUCCUGCCCUCCAAAUCUAAGAGUGCAAUUUACGAUGCAGAGCAGGCUAUAAGGAGACUGUGGAGUAAGGAAGAACCACAGUGACAGUAACACACGGAAACAUCACCAUGGAGAAGAGUGCUCCCUAGCAGUGGUAAUUUUUUUCUCAUAUUAGCACUAAGGAAAUAAUGACAGUGAACUUGAGGUACAAUCUUAUCUGUGGCUAUGUGAUCUACAGGGUUGUCUGUGCUUUUUAAUGUGUGCCCUGUAGGGUAUCACCAGCAUGUUGAAUAAAUAAAAUGUGGCUACAUAAACGCA